Molecule: messenger RNA, 1792 nt
Organism: Adelges cooleyi (spruce gall adelgid)
Lineage: Eukaryota; Metazoa; Arthropoda; Insecta; Hemiptera; Adelgidae
Gene: fray
Product: STE20/SPS1-related proline-alanine-rich protein kinase
Exons: 10
Coding region: 184-1671 (495 amino acids)
Biological process (GO): protein phosphorylation
Molecular function (GO): protein serine/threonine kinase activity; ATP binding
Source: RefSeq, a predicted model, not a curated record
GAGUGAGACAGAUUGAGCGAGUGUGUGUGUGAGUGUGCACCAGUCGGGUCGGUCGUUGCGGGACUGCCGCCACUGCCAGUGCCAAGUACCAACGCCGCCACUAGUCGCAGUCGCGGACCGCAGUUGUAAAAUGCUGUUUUAUCCGUCCGGUCGGCGUUCCCACAGCUGUUCGUAGCGCGUAAAAUGGCGGCACAGACUACGACGACCAACGCACCUUUGGUGGCCGCUGGCGCCACUGCGGCGGCCUCUGUGGCCAACAACGUGUGGCCCAACACUAGAGACGACUACGAGUUACGCGAAGUUAUAGGUGUUGGUGCUACAGCAACAGUGCACUGUGCAUAUUGUAAGCCACGUAAUGAAAAAUGUGCUAUCAAAAAAAUUAAUUUGGAAAAAUGGAACACCAGCAUGGACGAAUUGACAAAAGAAAUUCAAGCUAUGUCCUGGUGUCAACAUGAAAAUGUUGUUACCUAUCAUACAAGUUUUGUUGUUGGAGAUGAGCUUUGGUUAGUGUUGCGUCUGUUGGAAGGUGGAUCAUUACUUGAUAUACUUAAACAUAAAAUGCGAACAAGUGAUUGUCGUCAUGGUGUGCUCGAUGAAGCUACUAUAGCUACAGUUUUAAGAGAAGUUCUCAAAGGAUUAGAAUACUUUCAUUCUAAUAGUCAAAUUCAUAGGGACAUUAAGGCUGGUAAUAUUCUUUUAGGAGAAGACGGAACAGUACAAAUUGCUGAUUUCGGUGUGAGUGCAUGGUUGACUACAGGGUAUGAUACAAAUCGUCAAAAAGUGCGGCAUACUUUUGUCGGCACUCCUUGUUGGAUGGCGCCCGAAGUCAUGGAACAGGUACACACGGAUCAUGGAUACGACUUCAAGGCAGAUAUAUGGUCACUGGGUAUAACGGCUAUCGAGCUGGCUACUGGCACAGCGCCUUACCACAAAUAUCCACCAAUGAAAGUACUUAUGUUAACGUUGCAGAAUGACCCACCGACAUUAGAUACAGGGGCUGACCAAAAAGAUCAGUAUAAGGCUUAUGGUAAAACAUUUAGAAAACUUAUUACUGAUUGUUUGCAGAAAGAUCCAACAAAAAGGCCUACAGCUACUGAACUUCUAAAACACCCAAUUUUUAAAAAAGCCAAAGAUAAAAAGUAUUUACAAUCUACUCUAAUUGCAAUUGGUCCGAGUUUAGAAACUAGAGUUCAAAAGGCUUCAAAAAGGCAACCAGGUACAUCUGGUAGAUUACAUAGAACAAUAACUGGAGAAUGGACAUGGUCUUCUGAAGAAGAGUGUGGGGAACAAUCGUCAGAUGAUGAAUGUCAAGAAAAACCACUGAAUAAACUAGUUGAGACCACACAUUCUUCAGAUAGUGAAAAAGAAAGUGACGAUGAACACUUGAACUUAGUCUUGCGCAUGAGAAAUGUUAAUCGUGAACUAAAUGAUAUACGAUUCGAGUUCCUUUUGGGCAAGGAUACACCUGAAGGUAUUGCUACUGAACUUGUAGGUGCAGGUUUAGUAGAUGGGAGAGAUGCUGAAGUGAUAGCUAUGAAUUUGAGGGUACUAAUUGGCAAUCAGACGCAACAUAAACCAGUCACUUUUGCACUUGUAUCAGGUUGUAAAAAUGAUGAAACACCCGAUGAAAAAAUGCUGAUUGGUUACGCCCAGUUGUCUUAUGCAGACUGAACGCAUAGUUACCAAAACGACUUAUACAUCUAUUUUUGUGCCACUAGAACACUUUACUCUGUAAAUCAUAUAUACACUUGUGUAAAUAUUUAUAUUUAUAAAUAAAUAAUUUAUUUUUGUA